Molecule: messenger RNA, 1206 nt
Organism: Centropristis striata (black sea bass)
Lineage: Eukaryota; Metazoa; Chordata; Actinopteri; Perciformes; Serranidae
Gene: ier3
Product: immediate early response 3
Exons: 1
Coding region: 187-744 (185 amino acids)
Biological process (GO): negative regulation of apoptotic process
Source: RefSeq, a predicted model, not a curated record
AAAAUAUGCAAAUAUUUCUGGUCUUUUCUCAAUUGAGCAAUAAGGUGUGAGCAGCAGGGAGGGGCCUGGGAGAUCUGGGCGUCUCUAAAGAAAACACUCAACCUGAAGAAGAAGAUAUAAAGUGAAGCUCCGCGCUCCGAAACUCACACAUCUCAAACAGAGACUCACAGAGACCAGAACCCGAAAAUGUACUCACGAUCAACCAGCAGGACCAUGACGGUCCAGAGAGAGAGCUUCGGCCUGACCCGCAGCACAGAGCCCGAGGUCUUCACCUUCGAGCGGAUCCCGGCUCAGGCCACCGCCGUGCGCUCCUACGUGCCGAUCCGGCCCAAGAAGCGCUGCACCCGGGUCAUGUACCCGGCCAAAGUCCGCAUGCACCUCCCGCCCCCGGAGAAGACGAGCCAGGCCAAGCGCUGGCUGCUGAUCCUGUGCCUGGUGGUGCUGUGGCAGAUCUACACCGAGGAGCCGUGCGCCGACGCGCCGCUCAGCAGCUCCGACAGCCCGGCCACCACCAGCCAGGGCUUCCCCUUCCAGUCCGCCGAGGAGCCGCAGCUCAGCGACGGCUCCGAGCUCCUGUCUGCCGCCCCGAGCAGCUGCCAGGACCCCGGGUACCUCAGCGACCACAUCCUGGCCAACACAUGCCCGCAGCCCGGCCAGGAGCCCGAGGCCAGCAGCUUCGAGCAGAGCGCCGGCAAGAGCAUGGUGGCCCUGCUGGUCUACCACAGGCUGGGCAGCGACAACUGAAGCCCGGACCAGGGGCACCUGCAGACCCGCACUAAUCCCUGCUCCCGGGAGCGGAAAUGAAAUGAACUGAGCCGGAGUGAACCAGAGCAGCGGGGCGUCCGGAGAGGCGCAGCCCGCCGCAGAGCUCCAUGAGCCGGCCAACCCCUGCCAGAGGUCCCCCUGAGACACAGGAGGACAGGCUGGAGGACAGAAAGAAAGAAAGAAAGAAAGAAAGAAAGAAAGAAAGAACUGUGAAUUCUUGUACAAACUGAAACUUGAACUCUAAAAAACUUGAACUCGUGUGUUUCACACAGACUUUCUGCACUAAACUGGAUGUUUUACAAGUUUAAUACUGAGAAACUAAAACAUGUCACUACUGUGGAGCUGAAACUCACACUAUCAUUUGUCUACAUGUCUUAUUUAGUUAUUUAUUCUAUUUGCUAUUUAUUGAUUAAUAAUUUAAUAAAAAAAUGUCUAAAUGAA